CUACUACAGGAUAAAAUGGAGCGCAAAGGAAAGGCCAGACUCUAUCGUUGUUCACGUGUGUGCAUUUUUUCUUCCGGUCUCUCCUGGCAGCGGCACGGACACUGCGCAUGCGCAGAAGGCACUUCCUUCUUUCUCUCCGCGGCCUGUUGGAGGAGCAAGAUGGCCAAGCGUACUAAGAAGGUUGGGAUUGUAGGUAAAUAUGGUACCCGAUAUGGAGCUUCCCUCAGGAAGAUGGUGAAGAAAAUUGAAAUUAGCCAACAUGCUAAGUAUACAUGCUCCUUCUGUGGAAAGACCAAAAUGAAAAGGAAAGCAGUGGGUAUUUGGCAUUGUGGCUCAUGUAUGAAAACAGUGGCUGGUGGAGCUUGGACCUACAACACCACGUCAGCAGUGACAGUGAAAUCUGCCAUUAGAAGACUGAAGGAGCUAAAAGACCAAUAGAAAUAUAUUCUUAUUUGAAUGCUAUCUUUUAUCUCACUAUCUGCCAAUUAAACAUGGCUAUGAAAAUGUAUCCGUAUGCAGUUGUGUCAGUACUGGCUUUCUGCAAGCCUAGAGUAAAACAUGUUUCUUCUCGUCAUUCCAGAUCCAUUUAUACCAAAAUAGGAAGUCAGCACAUAAAUGAUGCCGUAGUAAUAAAAAUGCAGAAUUAAAACUUUAAGGACUCUCACAUCAUACUGAAUUAAACUAUUAUGUUGAUAUCAAUGUUUAA
Pantherophis guttatus is the source of this 706-nucleotide messenger RNA. RefSeq names its product ribosomal protein L37a (gene RPL37A). Gene Ontology annotation, molecular function: large ribosomal subunit rRNA binding; structural constituent of ribosome. Gene Ontology annotation, cellular component: ribosome; cytosolic large ribosomal subunit. Gene Ontology annotation, biological process: translation. The record is from RefSeq and is a predicted model, not a curated record. Lineage: Eukaryota; Metazoa; Chordata; Lepidosauria; Squamata; Colubridae.